Messenger RNA from Medioppia subpectinata, 1288 nucleotides. The record is from the annotation of a GenBank genome assembly. Lineage: Eukaryota; Metazoa; Arthropoda; Arachnida; Sarcoptiformes; Oppiidae.
AUUAAAUUUAUAAAUUACUAUUUUUAGAUAUAAUGUGGUUUUAUUUAUUCUGGUUCUUCACGGAAUCGGCACUUUAAUGCCGUGGAAUAUGUUUAUCAAUGCACAAAAGUAUUUUGAAUACAAACUGACGGUACACGUGGACAACACCACAUCCCUGAGCCAAGCGCUGAACGAUGUGCAGACCGACCAGACCUACCGCAACAACUUUCUGUCCUAUUUAGGUUUGGCCGCACAGUUGCCUAAUGUACUAUUCAAUGUAUUAAACAUUGUUUUCCAGUUUGGGGGAACAAAUCUGACGCUCAGUAUAACGGCUGCGAUUGUGGUGGAAGUGAUACUAUUCAUAGUGACUAUCUUAUUAGCGAUGGUGGACUCGAGCGCGUGGGUGCCCGAGUUCUUGGUGGCCACUCUGGCCACUGUUGUGGUGCUAAACACAGCCAACGGUGUCUAUCAGAACUCGGUGUACGGUUUGGCGGCCAAAUUGCCGCCCAAGUACUCGAACGCAGUGGUCAUGGGUUCCAACAUCAGCGGCACAUUCACGUCCAUCAUCAACAUCGCCGCCAUCGCGCUGUCACCUAAUCUACGGGUGGCCGCCAUCUACUACUUCUUGGCCGCACUGCUCAUACUGUUGGCCUGUUUUGACACCUAUUUUGCGCUCCCUAUUAACAAAUUUUACCGACAUUACUGUCUGACACAACCGGCGGUAGAGACCAAAGGGAAUCGACGGAUAUUCCCGCUCUAUUGGAUGGUGUUUAAGCAUAUAUGGGUGCAAUGCUUUAACGUGUUCAUGGUGUUUUUUGUCUCGCUGGCCAUUUUCCCGGCCCUUCACGCGGGCGUCCAACCCAUUGACCGGGAGUUCUUCGGGACCGCCGAACGGACAGACAAAUACUAUUCGGCCGUCAAUUGUUUUCUGGUGUUCAACGCGUUCGCUAUGAUCGGCAACAUUGUGGCCAAUUGGGUCACAAUACCCGGCCCUAAGCACCUGUGGCUGCCGGUGAUGACCCGACUCCUGUUCAUACCAUUCUUCCUGUUCUGCAACUAUCAGCCAGAGCUGCGUCAGUGGCCAGUGAUUGUCCAAAACGAUUACCUGUUUAUAUUGGGUGGUGUGCUGUUGGGCCUGACGUCCGGCUACUACAGUAGCCUGUGUAUGAUGUACGCGCCCCGAUGUGCCCCACCCGGACACGAGGGCACGGCCGGUAUGAUGGCCGCCGCGUGUCUGGUUAUUGGCAUUUUUUGUGGCGUUAACUUUUCGCUGGUCUUGUCUUGGAUUGUCAAACAGGACUGGUUUUGA